AUGUCAUUGUGUCCGCACCAACUCGUUCGGUCCCGUCUGAACGGGUUGCUUUCGUCGCAAUGCCGCAGCGCAGGCCGAUGGUAUCGGGACCCCGGGGCGCCAAAUUUUGGACAUAGAGUGCAGCAUGCCUCGACUUCCGGUUCUUCGGCGAUCUUGGAGCCUGGAACUACACACGAUGACCUUUCCAGUUCCGGAAUAUCGCAACUUGCCAACCACGAUCCCGAAAGCCCAUACCCCGAGUCAAGUCAUUUCGCAACAGAUGAAUAUGGCAAUGCUGAGAAGUCAACCUCGAGAACUCGAUCAAACCACCGUCAAAUCCGAAGAAAUGUGGCACCACUCCCACUCAUGCCGAAGAAGGAAAUACGGAAGAUUAUCCAUGCGCAAGGUCUUGCUCCCAGUCUCGUGAAUCCUAUAUCUAGGAGAAUCAACGUCGCAAUCCAAAAACAGGGCAGACCAUUGAAAAAGCGAACACUUUAUCUGAUGACUGUGAUGCGACUGAACUCCAUAUAUACGCGCGAGCUGGGAAUUCGCCAAUGGAAACCCGCAUAUGAAGCGAUCUACAAGGCCAAGGUAUAUGACCGCGAUGUCAUAAAUAAAGCCGUUCUCCCUACACUGCGAGGCGAGGGAGAAGCAUUGCUAGAAUUGGUCCGCAGUGACUGCCAAGGGAAAUUCCGCGAAGAGUGGGGAGCUAUGACAAGGCCUCGAAAGGCAUUUGCCUGGCAGCGCCUUGCCAUUUGGCUGUUGCAGAACGACCCCAAACUAGCAUUGGAGUUCUUGCUUGUUACGACCGCGACCCAAGAAAAGCCGGACUUUACUCUGGUCGCUGAUUGUCUGUUGUAUCUGGAUAGAUUCUAUUAUGAGGACUGGCUUGAAGAUUGGCAGAGCGGUGAUCACACAUAUCAAUCGCUUGUUGAGACUUGCCUGAACCCAAAGGAGUGGCCCAUCUUACAAACGCCUCACAAAGGAUUCCGGCUCUUUAUUCGCCGAGCGAGCGCAGACGGCGUCUCCGAUGCUAUGCGGAUUGUGAAGGAGAGGGGCAUCUUCAUGACAGCUGAAACAGCGCUUUGCUUUGUGAACCGUUUUACGGAACUCAAGGACGCACAACGGGCCUUGGAAGCCCUGGAUUUCCUCCCCAAAAUUAAAGAUCCUGAAUUUGGCAUGAACUCCGAAGGUGUUUCACGACACUGCUGCAAACUCUUAACUCUUGACACCGUGGAGGAUAAAGAUGGUGGACGCAAUUUCCGAAUUCUUCCCCAACUACUCAAGAUGGGCAUCAACCCUGGACGAGACAUGAUGAACGUUGUGCUCGCUAACGCUUACAAAACCGGUGAUCCUCAGCUGGGGUCUGAUAUGCUUCAGUUCAUGAGGAAUCACGGCCAUGAUUUCGACUCCUAUACCUACUUGACUCUCCUCACGGACGCAGUCUCUCGAGGUGACCGGGGUCGUGUCGACGAGUUGGUCCAGGAGGUUGAGAUGCAAGAGGAACUACGAAAGAACCCAUACAUCUUCAGCAAAAUCUUCCAUGCCCACUACACUUUUACCGCCAAGCACAUCGACCCUAAUACAGACCCCUCGGAGGUCUUCUACUCUAUGCUUGAAAUGUACAACAGACUCCACGACAUCACUCCCCUCAAAGAACUUCACAUGAUCCCUCCCCAAUACACCCAACCACCAACCCAAGGAAUCAGAGGCCCACCCUCCCCAGUAUCCUUGUUCCUAAUGAUUUCGACGUUCUUCCGCUGCAAAAACCGGCAAAACCAUGCGCAUCGCAUGUACGAACAGUUCCGCACCCUCGCGCAGCAGGGCCACCCAUCCAUCGCCCCUCUAGUCGAGACUGAUCACGUCUACAACGAGUUCCUCAUUGCCUUCCGCAGAGCCGACCGUGGACUGCGGGGCUGUACCUCUCCACCCUGUCCAGCCAACCCCCGAACCUGGACGAUCCUCCUCAGUGCCUUCAACUACCACAACCGCCCAGAUGCAGCAGAAAAGGUCAAGCAAAUGAUGGCCAAGCAUAACGUCAGGUAUAACGAGGUCACUUGGAAUACCAUCAUCAACGGGUAUGCGAAUGCGCAGAAGAUUCCCGAGACCGCUGCUGCGAUCAAGAUGAUGGAGCAGCAGGGUUUCCCGAUUGACCCUUACACGAUGAAGAGUCUACGCUAUCUGCGUGACCCCGAGCGGCUCUGGGUUUCUAUGGAGGAGUUGGACGAUCAGCAUGUUCAGAAGGGUCUUCAGCCUACUCCUCCGCUUACUGUGCCGGACUCUACUUCUGAUAUUCACGCUGGCACGGAAGAGCGUGAUCAGCUGAUUGAUCAUGGCUUGGAGAAGUUGAAGCCUAAGCUGUGA
Messenger RNA from Penicillium canescens, 2343 nucleotides. RefSeq names its product pentatricopeptide repeat protein. NCBI's taxonomy places the organism in Eukaryota, Fungi, Ascomycota, Eurotiomycetes, Eurotiales, Aspergillaceae. The record is from RefSeq and is a predicted model, not a curated record. Gene Ontology annotation, molecular function: protein binding. The transcript has 2 exons. Bases 1 to 2343 code for a protein of 780 amino acids.